UAUGUCGUCAUCAACCUCAACAUCAACAGUGCAAAAAGAUUCAUCGUUGGACUCUCAGGAGUCCAACAAUCAAGAUAAAACUCAAUUAUCUUUAACUCGUUGUAAUAGUGUAGAUAGUAAAGCACAUUUAGUCUUGAAUGUUUGUAAAACUGCCCAAGUAAAAUACAACACAAUACCUGCCUCAAAAGUGAAUACGACUGGCAAUAGCAAUAGCAACAUCAGCAGCAGCCGCACAUUUAACAAUACAACUACUGAUACUAAUAUCCCCAUAACACCCUCACCCACAACAUCGCCAACAGCACCCUGCCCCCCUGUACAUAGAAAUUUAAACACAAAAAACUGUAGUAGCAGUAAUAGCAAUAAUCAUCAUACAAAUCUUCGCAUUCAUAUAGAUUCGGAGGGUGGCAUAUUGAAUACAGCAUUUAUCGAUAAUGCAUCAUCAUGUCCCAUACAUCGUACGCCCCACCACAAGGGACAACAGUGUACCGAUGUAUCGGGCGAAACGCCAACCAUAUAUACCAGCCAAUAUAAUGAUGUUCAAUUAAGACGUCAUUCCGCAUAUGCAAAGGUCUAUGGAGAUACGGUUAAUGAUAAUAAAUGUAAUUUAAAUCAACAUCAGCCACAGCAGCAACAUCAUCAUAUACAGCAGCGACCGGUAUCCUUUGUCCAAACGAUUGUUACCAAUAAUGGACAUGUAACUUCGGUGCAGCAACAUCAGCAUCAGCCAUCACAUAUUCAGCAGCCACCACACAUCAAGGAAUGUGAUAAUGGAAAAACACCACAAAAACGUACUUGGUUAAAGACAAAGAAGUAA
This is a messenger RNA of Calliphora vicina (urban bluebottle blowfly), 814 nucleotides long. RefSeq lists its product as uncharacterized. Bases 2 to 814 code for a protein of 270 amino acids. NCBI's taxonomy places the organism in Eukaryota, Metazoa, Arthropoda, Insecta, Diptera, Calliphoridae. The transcript has a single exon. The record is from RefSeq and is a predicted model, not a curated record.